AUUCGCUUAAUUUGUUUCGAAUUAUUGACGAUUCGAACCCAAUCUGUAAGCCCACCCGUUAACAGCUCGAACCGAAGUCAAUCCGCUAGACCCGUUUUCCCACUACGAACUCAGUCCGCCCAGAGCCCAACCAUCGACGCAGAUCGAAUGGCGUCGUUCCCGACUACCGUCGAAGCAUAGCUGGCUUCCGGCGCUGAAACUGAAAUUUUCCGGCGAGGAGAAGAAGCUGAAAUCGUUUCCAGUAGCUAGCGUCAAAAUCAAAUCACACGAAAUUGAUGCAAUCAAUAGGGAAAAUGGAAGAGAAGAUGGGGAAGAGAGGCAGGGCGGCAGUGGUGGUUCUGGGGGAUCUGGGCCGCAGCCCUCGCAUGCAGUACCAUGCCCUUUCCCUUGCUCGUCAGGCGUCUCUGGAGGUAGACAUUGUUGCAUAUGGAGGUACUGAUCCCCACGUUGCAGUUUUAGAGCAGCAAUCUAUUCAUAUUCACAAAAUGACGCAAUGGCCAACAAUCCCACAAUCUCUACCAAAGAUACUUCAUCCCUUCAUGCUUUUGCUCAAGCCCUUGGUCCAGUUUUUUGUGCUUUUUUGGUUUCUCUGUGUCAAAAUUCCAUCACCUGAUGUUUUCAUAGUGCAGAAUCCACCUUCUGUUCCAACCUUGGUGGCUGUAAAAUGGGCAAGUUGGUUAAGACGUUCUGCAUUUAUUGUUGAUUGGCAUAAUUUUGGACAUACUUUGUUGGCGUUAUCUCUGGGAAGAAGUAGUCGAUUUGUGGCGGUGUACCACUGGCUCGAGAAGCAUUAUGGGAAGAUGGCAAAUGGUUCCCUAUGUGUAACAAGGGCAAUGCGACAUGAAUUGGCUCAAAAUUGGGGAAUUAAGGCUACUGUUCUUUAUGACCAGCCUCCUGAAUUCUUCCAUCCUGCUUCACUUGAGGAGAAGCAUGAGUUAUUUUGUAGAUUAGGUAAAAAUCUUAAUCAGGCUCAUGGUGUUCGAGAUUGUGUAAGCAAUGGAACUAUGGGCAUGCAUAGCUGUGAUCUAGAGACUUUAUUUACCACCCAGGUUGGCAGUGACAUUUUUUUGAAACCAAACAGGCCCGCACUUAUUGUUAGCAGUACAAGCUGGACUCAAGAUGAAGAUUUUGGCAUCCUCCUGGAAGCAGCAGUUAUGUAUGAUAGACGUGUUGCUGCUAUUUUAAAUGAAGAUGAUUCAAUUUCAGAAGAUGCUGUUUGGAAUGAAAUAUGUGAUGGGAAGCAAUUCCCAUACCCAAGGUUGUUAUUCAUAAUUACAGGUAAAGGGCCUGAAAAAGAAAAAUACGAAGGAAAAAUUAGGAGACUGCACCUAAAACGUGUGGCAUUUCGUACCAUGUGGCUCUCUGCUGAGGAUUACCCAUUGCUGCUUGGAUCAGCAGACCUAGGUGUUUGCCUGCACACUUCCUCAUCUGGGCUGGACCUUCCAAUGAAGGUUGUGGAUAUGUUUGGUUGUGGGUUGCCUGUGUGCGCAGUUUCCUACUCUUGCAUCAAGGAACUUGUGAAGGUUGACAAAAACGGCCUCCUCUUUUCAUCAUCAUCUGAACUAGCUGACGAACUCUUGAUGCUAUUGAAGGGUUUUCCAGAUGAAUGUGAUGCUCUUAAGGUGUUGAGAAAUGGUGCCUUGAAAAUGGGGUCUUCUGCAAGGUGGGCGUCCGAGUGGGAAGAGCAUGCCAAACCAUUAAUAUCAGAGGUUCUUUCUCAAAACUUCAGUUGACAGUACUCUUCUCCAGCGGCUUCCGAUGAUGGCGGCUACCUAAGGUCUAUCUUAACAAACUGAAUGAGGUCACACGGCAGUCCCGGUCAAGUCUCAAAAUACGAUGAUUUAGAGCAGGUGAUGGACUACAGUUAUAUAAUAAAUCAAGUAACAUUAUAUCCCCGUGCCAGUUGAAAUGUUGUUGUGUUUUUAGAAUUUUACAAAAUAAAAAGAACUACAUUAUGUCUUGUUUGUAAUGGAGAAUCCUGAAAUGGGAAUUUGAAACUUGAGAUA
This is a messenger RNA of Malania oleifera, 2006 nucleotides long. RefSeq names its product UDP-glycosyltransferase TURAN. Gene Ontology annotation, cellular component: endoplasmic reticulum. Gene Ontology annotation, molecular function: mannosyltransferase activity. NCBI's taxonomy places the organism in Eukaryota, Viridiplantae, Streptophyta, Magnoliopsida, Santalales, Ximeniaceae. The record is from RefSeq and is a predicted model, not a curated record. The transcript has 17 exons. The coding region runs from base 276 to 1733 and encodes 485 amino acids.